CUUACCUUCAGACCAAACACCUUACUCUUCUUAAAUAAACUCUUCUUACUUUUUUGAUUGGUCCUUAAACCCUUCUUAAUUCUCCUCCCACUUUCUUGAUACAACUCUCAGCCACUUCCGCUGUGCUUAAUAUUGUUAGCAGCUUUCUGCUGUGUUGGGCCUGGCAAAGUGAAGGUCAUGCGUUAUGCCACUUUCAGUUUUGGAUGUUCAUCAAAUGAGAAUUGCUAUAGCAAAACCAAGAAGAUAGCAGUUUUUCUUUCUCAAAUUCCUAGGUAUAGAAGAUGGUACAACAGCAGUAGUGCUGGACUUUCUUCGAGAUUUUCCUCACCCGACGCUCAUCCAAUUCUUCGAUCCUGUGGUCUUCAGCAUUCGUUCAAGAAUUGGCAAGAAUUGAGAAAGAAUAAACUUACAGCUAGCACUUUUAGUCAAGCUGUUGGUUUUUUUCCUAAGCGCAGACCCCAACUCUGGUUGGAGAAAAUCGGGGCGAUUGAACCCUUCUCGGGUAAUUUAGCUACGUGUUGGAGUAACAUCAAAGAAGAGGAGGCUCUUGAGAGGUAUAAGCUGAUAACUGGAAAUCCUGUCUCUUUUACUGAUUUUCAGGUAUAUCGGGAAAUGAAGAGAGAGGAUGACUGGCUUGCAGCUUCCCCUGAUGGCGUGGUUGACAAGUUUGUUUAUCAUUUGCCAUCGAGAGGGGUUUUGGAGAUCAAAUGCCCUUUCUUCAAAGGCGAUAUGAGUGCUGCAACUCCUUGGAAAAGAAUUCCGAUCUUUUAUGUUCCACAAGCACAGGGUUUAAUGGAAAUAUUGGAUCGAGAUUGGAUGGACUUUUAUGUUUGGACUACCAAAGGAAGCAGUUUGUUUAGGUUGCAUCGUGACGAAGAAUAUUGGAAGCUCUUGAAGAUUGCACUUUCUGACUUCUGGUGGAAGCACGUUCAGCCAGCAAAGGAGUUGUACGAGAGAUCACAGAUCAAAAAUCCCGUUGUCGAACUAGGCUCCUAUAAGCCAGAACCUCAGCAUGAAUUGUUCCGGUCUAUCAUCUAUGAAAGCAGGCGUGUGCUUGAUAAUUCCGUGUUGCUUAUGCGUGAAAUAGAUGGAAAAUUACAAAACUGAGAUUCCUUUAGAAAGAUUGCAGUGUUACUUAUUCUAUUAGCAUACUUGAACUCCAAAAUUAAUCAAGAUACAGUGGUUGGAAGAUCACAUGCAUUGACAUGGGCCAGUUGAGCAAAUGAACUUGUUCAAUAGCCAAAUGGAGGCAGAUGUUAGGACAAAGUUGGCACAAACUCUUAUGGAGAUAAGUCAAGUUGGAAAUUGCUAUUGUUGACCCAAUGACAAACCUUCAAAUAGGAGCAGGAAGCAGUGGUUGCAGAAUGAGAGUCCCACGUGUUGGUAUAAGUUGUUCUUUUAUCUGUCAAAUUGUUUUGUUGAUUUUUCUUGUCUAUCUUAGUUUUUAUCAUCAUUCUAAACACCCUCUUUUGAUCUGUAAAUCAGAAUCUGAUAAACGAUUUCCAAAAAUGAGUUGAGCUUUACCUUUGUCAAAAAAGAAAAAAAGAGUUGAGCUUUACAUGGUUUAUUUUUUAUCUAAACUAUCAGAAGGAUAAAAAAGGAUAUGUAUUCCUGCUUGAUGGAGCAAUUAUAUGCUUGCGACAAAAUUCUAUGCUUUUUCUUUUUCUUUGUCCCUUCUUUUAGAGUGGUCAUGGUGGGUGUCAUUCUUUGUAAGCACCCUAGCAUAAAUGAUGAAUUCCUUCAGUUGUUAAAAUUCCUGGCUUUGCAUGCCCUUAUCAAUUAAUUUGAUUCAUUCGCUGUGGUGUCUCACCCUCCUGUUUAAGUUACUUUGUACAGGAUGUCUGUUGCUCUCCAUUCUACUGAAGAUGACGUGUUCUGUGCAGUCAUCUGUUAUAUUGCAGAGCAUGCAAAAAAUUAUGCUGCACUUAUGUAUAAGUAACAAAGCUUUGUGAAGAAAACUAUGUUGGGAGUUGAAAUGUCUGGUAUGCAGUGCUGCUCUUACUCCCCCAGCAUCUGGCUGCAUUGCUGGAGAAAGUCAUUGAAGCUCAAGAUUUGGUGCAGACAUUGAUUCAAAGUAUUCAGAUGCUGAUGUUGAUGACUAUAUGAGUGCUGUGAGCACCCAGCAUCCUGCAUCAAUUGACUGCAGUGCUCAUGUAAGCCGAAGAUUUUGCGGAUUCUAGCAGCGAUACGGAUUCAGAUGCUGAUGUAGAUGUCCGUAUGAGGUCUUCAUGGAGAUUGAAGCAUAAUGCCAACCCAUUCAAGAGAUGAUGGAGCUGAUUAAUGCCACUUAAACCAUACUUUUCGAGAGGUGAACCAAACUGCUGACAGUUUUGAUCAACAUAACAACAAUCAUGGUGAAACAAAAAAAAAAAUUUUGGAAGGAAAAACUACAGGGAACUGCUAGGGAAAUUAUCGACAAGCAACAAGUACCUUCUUUUCGAGUUAAGAAAUAAUGCAACAAGGUGCCGAUCCUAAGUGAAUGAAGUAUAUAAAUAGCAUCAGAGAUUCAGUUUGUGAAGGAAAAAUCUCACUUUUGUUGUAACACACAUGGAAAUAGGACACUUGGGACCCAUUUGGUUGGGGCUGUGGAAAGAAUUGGUCAUGGUAUAAAUUUCAUCAUUUUUCUAUACACUGUUCAAUUGACUAGUAGGGAGAAUUAAUCGUUGUAUAAAUUCAGCAUAGUUUCAUGAGAGGAAUUGUCAUAAAAACCUCCACCAAACUUGAAUUGGCCCUACGAUCUCCUAUUUUCUUUCUCAAAUUUCUUUUGGUUUGGAAAAUGGCUAAAUGAGUGGGGUUAAGGUGGUUGAGGCCUUUUUAACAUUUCCAAAACUUAUAGGUCAGCUAUUAAACAUUGAAAACCCUUUAUUUCCUUUAUUUUUUUCUGCCAAUUCCUCUUUCUUCACUUUCUUCUCUCUCACUCACCCACUCAACCACGGUGGUUUCCGGCGGCCUCCGACAAGAAUCAAGCUUCGAUUUUGGAUUGAAUCGUCUAUAUAGACCCAACAAGUAACAUGAAAAAGAAAUCAGUUACUACGAUGAUGAUGAACAAGCUGAAAAUGGUGAAGAUGAGUUGGAAAGUGAAACAGAUGGAGCAGGUGAAGGUGAUCAGGAUGUUCCGUCAAUUCUUGUGUUUGAAUUGGUCAUGAGACAAACAAAAAUAUUUGGUGAGCUAGUUGUAAUUUGUAAUAUUUGGAUCUACCUUUAUGUAUUGAAACUAUUUUUUGUCGAUUAA
This is a messenger RNA of Nicotiana attenuata, 3232 nucleotides long. RefSeq lists its product as uncharacterized. The coding region runs from base 178 to 1107 and encodes 309 amino acids. Lineage: Eukaryota; Viridiplantae; Streptophyta; Magnoliopsida; Solanales; Solanaceae. The transcript is spliced from 6 exons. The record is from RefSeq and is a predicted model, not a curated record.